UUGAGACAGAAAGAAGAGCAGAAUUAGGAGCAGCGCGCGUGCGGGCGGCGGAGCGCUGCGGUGACUUACGCUGGCGCAGGACGGUUGUCAGAAGUCUCCGCCAAAGUUCGCCGCGGCGCUCCCUCGCUCGUGGGUUCGGUGCUUAUGUCUUCCCCGGAAAUUGCAUUUCUCUCAUGGGGGCAAAUGAAAGUACAAGGGUGUACUGUAACCUAUAAGGAUUGCAAAGUAUGGCCAGGAGGGAGUCGAACUUGGGAUUGGAGAGAAACUGGAACUGAGCAUUCUCCUGGUGUACAGCCUGCAGAUGUGAAGGAGGUUGUGGAGAAGGGUGUGCAGACCCUUGUGAUUGGCCGAGGGAUGAACGAGGCCUUGAAGGUGCCUCCAUCUACCGUGGAGUACCUCAGGAAACAAGGCAUUGAUGUGCGGGUCCUCCAGACAGAGCAGGCAGUGAAGGAAUACAAUGCCUUGGUUGCACAGGGGGUCAGAGUAGGCGGCGUCUUCCAUUCCACUUGCUAAUGGAGCCCUCACCACACAAUAAACCACUAAGCACCGAU
Molecule: messenger RNA, 551 nt
Organism: Chinchilla lanigera (long-tailed chinchilla)
Lineage: Eukaryota; Metazoa; Chordata; Mammalia; Rodentia; Chinchillidae
Gene: Aamdc
Product: adipogenesis associated, Mth938 domain containing
Exons: 4
Coding region: 145-513 (122 amino acids)
Biological process (GO): positive regulation of fat cell differentiation
Cellular component (GO): cytoplasm
Source: RefSeq, a predicted model, not a curated record